AUGACAAAUAAUAGCAAUUUCCUAUCUUUAAGUUACAUUAACAAAGUGGACAUGUUCUUAGACUUUGCUUAUUCUAAUGACAUAAUUGUUGAAACCAACAUAAGGCCAACAGGAGAAGUAGUCCUUCAAAUUAAAUGUCCAUGUACCAUUUGCAAAAAUAAUCACUAUAGGCCUAGAGAUGUUCUUAAAGAACACUUGCUCACUAAAGGAUUCAUUCGUAACUACACAAGAUGGGUUGAACACGGUGAAACAGAAAUCGAAGAUGCGGUGGAAUCUUCUACUCCAAUGGAAGUUGAUGAUGAUCAUGACGAUGGUAUGAACCGGAUGGUAUGGGAGAACAUACGAGCUGCUUGUUUUCAAUCAAAUCCUGAAUCAGUUUCGCAAGAAGAAGAUAUACCGAAUGAAAGAGCAAAACAAUUUUAUGACAUGUUAGAAGAUGACAACGAGCGUUUAUAUUAUGGGUGUGAUGAAUGGUCAAAACUAGAAGCUGCCACGACUUUGUUGAAUUGGAAAUCAACUUGUAAUGUAACCGAGUCUACCUUUAAUCACAUACUUCCCAUUUUUAAAAGUAUGUUACCUACUGCUAAUAAGCUACCAUCGAACUUGUAUGAGACCCAAGCCAUCUUAAAGGAACUCCGUCUUCCGAAAAAGAGGUAUGAUGCUUGCAAAAACCAUUGCAUGCUAUUCUACAAACAAGAAGAUUUGUCGCUGACUCAUUGUCAAUACUGCAAGGAGCCUCGUUAUAAAUUUAACAAAGUGCCUUAUUUAGUAAUGACGUACAUGCCGAUUGGAGAGAGACUUAAGAGGUUGUAUAUGUCGGAGAAGACGGCCAAAGAUAUGAUAUGGCAUUCGGUUCACAAAACAAAAGAGGGUAGCAUGUCACAUCCAAGUGAUGGUGAGGCGUGGAAACAUUUUGAUGAAACACAUCCAUCAUUAGUAGAAGACAAACGAAACGUUUGGCUUGGGUUGUGCACGGAUGGUUUUAGCCCGAAUAACACAAUUUCUAAUCCUUAUUCAUUAUGGCCCGUUUUUCUGACAAUUUACAACUUACCUCCUUGGAUGUGCACGAAAGACUCAUACAUUAAAUUGUCUUUGGUUAUUCCAGGAAGAAAAAGUCCUGGUCAAAACUUAGAUGUGUUUCUUCAACCAUUAAUAGACAAGCUAAAAGAUUUAUGGUAUCAUGGUGUUGAAGUGUAUGAUGCUUAUCACAAACAGAAUUUUACGAUGAAAGCAAUGCUUUUGUGGACAGUCAGUGACUUUCCUGCUUAUGCAAUGCUCUCGGGUUGGAGCACACAUGGUAGGUUGGCUUGCCCUCAUUGCAUGGGUAACACAAAUUCAUUUCAGUUAAAUUCCGGAGGGAAACCUACUUGGUUCGACUGCCACCGAAUACAUUUACCAGAAAGACACGCAUUUUGGCGUGACAAGAAAGGAUUCAAGAAAGGAGUUUCCCAAUUGUCAUCUACUGUACCACUAGAAUUGACAGGUGAACAAAUUUUAAGCGAAGUUUCAAACUUUCCAACUGUUUAUGAAGGCCGACCAUACUCGGCAAAGAAUGCAAAAGACCCAAAUUUUGGCAAAACCCAUAAUUGGGUAAAGAAAAGUAUAUUCUGGGAGUUGCCAUAUUGGCAUUCUUUGUUAAUCCGACACAACCUUGAUGUGAUGCACAUCGAGAAGAAUGUUUUUGAGAAUCUAUUUAACACUAUCAUGGACACUCCCAAAACAAAGGACAAUAUCAAAGCAAGGAAGGAUAUUGAAUUGUAUUGUGAUCGGUUGAGCUUGCAUACUUUUGUUGGAAACAAUAAUAAAGUUGUGAAACCAAAAGCUUCAUACACUAUAACAAAACCAGAAUUGAAGAAGGUUUGUGAAUGGUUGAAGAAAGUGAAAUUUCCUGAUGGCUAUGCUUCAAAUAUAGGGGCAUGUGUGAAUGCUCAAGAGUGUAGCUUUUAUAGUUUCAAGCGUCAUGAAUGUCACGUGUUUAUGCAACGGUUAUUGCCUAUAUCUUUAAGAGGCAUGCUACCUGAUGCAAUAUGGGACGCAGUAACUGAGUUGUGCACCUUCUUUGGUGUAAUAUGCUCAAAGGUGUUACACAUUGAGGACUUGCAAAAACUUGAAAAAAGUAUUGUAGUAACUAUAUGCAAGUUAGAAAAAAUCUUUCCACCUGGAUUUUUUGACUCAAUGGAACACCUUGUUAUCCAUCUAACACGUGAAGCGAUUCGUGGUGGUCCAGUUCAAUAUAGAUGGAUGUAUCCGUAUGAAAGGAAAUUGGGGAUAUUGAAAAGAACUGUUAGAAAUAAAGCAAAGGUAGAAGGGUCUAUUGUUGAGACAUAUAUCGCAAAUGAACUCUCUACAUAUUGUUCCUUACAUCUUAACUCAAAAAUUCCAACUCGGUUGAAUCGCGAGCCUCGUAAUUUUGCUCCUGAGAAUCCUAUCUCUUCAACCAUCGAUUCUCGGUUAAGCAUAUUCAAAGUUCCAUCUCGAAGAUUAUUUGAGAAGGGGGGAGUAAAUAGAGUAUGGACUGGAAGUGAGCAUCAUAAGGCUCAUACUUAUAUCCUGCUUAACACGGAAGAGGUUCAUGAAUACAUAUGGAAGUUUGAUGAUUGGAUUAUCGAACAGGAUCCAAAUCUUGAAGCCGGAGAUCGUGAUAAAAGAAGACAGAAAGAUUUUGCACACUGGUUUGAAAUCUAUGUUACAACUUCCCCAACAUGCAUGAAUGAACAUCUGAGAGACUUAGCAUUCGGUCCCCUAAAUAAAGUCAAAUUACAUAAUGGGUACUUUAUCAAUGGUUACAAGUUUCACACUUUAAAACAAUCUAACGGGCGGGUUACACAAAAUUGUGGUGUAUGUGUGAAAGGUGCUUGUUAUGACAACCAUGAAACAUCACAAGCAGAACAAGUUUAUUAUGUAUCAUAUCCUUCGACGACAAGAGAUUUGAAAGAUUGGUCAGCUGUUGUCAAAGUAAAACCAAGGGGUAUAUAUCAACUUGCAGAAGAUGUCAGUGAAGCAGUGGAUGAUGAUGGUGAUGACAGCGAUGAGGAUGCUGAUUGUUUCUAUCAAGAGAAUGAGAGGUUACCUUGUCUAGCUAGUACAAAUGAGGAUGUUGGGCCAAUCUUUUUUGAACAGAGAGAAGUAGAUAAUGUUGUGAACAACAUAGCGGUUGAAAGUAAUAGUGAAGAAGAAGAGUCAUUUGAUGAUUUAGAAGAGGGUUCAGAUAGUGAGGAUAUAGACGUUUACUUUUCUGAUCAUUCUUCAAAUUGA
Molecule: messenger RNA, 3255 nt
Organism: Erigeron canadensis
Lineage: Eukaryota; Viridiplantae; Streptophyta; Magnoliopsida; Asterales; Asteraceae
Exons: 4
Coding region: 1-3255 (1084 amino acids)
Source: RefSeq, a predicted model, not a curated record